Messenger RNA from Cherax quadricarinatus, 1082 nucleotides. Lineage: Eukaryota; Metazoa; Arthropoda; Malacostraca; Decapoda; Parastacidae. The record is from RefSeq and is a predicted model, not a curated record.
UUAACAACAACAAAAUACUGAUAGUGUCAUCCGGUUUUACUGUAAAUAAAAUAAGCGGAUUUAAUGAACUUCUGGAGUAAUAAAUAGUAAACGUGAAAAGUUCAUUUUUCCAACAAUGGCUGGAGGGAGGGAGAGACCUCUGAGGAUACUCUGUCUUCAUGGUUACCGCCAGAAUGGUAUCAGCUUCCGUGAAAAAACUGGUUCCUUCAGGAAGAUGUUGAAGAAAUAUGCAGAGUUCGUCUACAUAACGUCACCAGUUGAAGUUCCGCCCAUUGACGACGGUCAGGAUAAAGAUGGUGGCAGUGGUUGGUGGUUCAGCAGACAGGAUAAUUAUUUUAACGCUCAAGAGGAGUCAGAAUGCAGUAAAGGAUUUGAGGAAUCUCUGAAGGCAGUUGAAGUAUGUUUUAAAGAAUCUGGUCCAUUUGAUGGCGUCUUAGGCUUCAGUCAAGGUGCAGCCAUGUUAGGCCUACUGUGUGGACUACAGCAACAAGGCAAAAUUAACCUUUUCCUUCAAGUUUGCAAUUUUUGCAUCAGCGUUAGAUCCAGGUCAGCACCACAUCAGUGCUUGUAUUCCGAGAAGAUCACAUUGCCUACCCUUCAUAUCUAUGGUGAAACUGAUCAGGUAAUAGGGAAGGAUAUGAGUGAGGAACUGCUACAGUACUUCCACGAGCCGGAGACUCACGUACAUCCUGGAGGACACUUCGUACCUGCAACAGCAGCCCACAAAGCCAUAUAUGUGAAAUUUUGGAAGAUAUGAAACAGAUUUGUAUUGUAUAAAAUAGUUUUUUUUAUAACUUGAAUGAAAGGUGUAAAAGUGUUAUUAGAACAUUGUUGAAUGAGUUCUACUAGCACUUCCGUACCUGUAUUUUGCAUAUUGAUAGAUACUCUACUAGCAUACUUUUUUACUUAAAAUUUGUUUGGAACACUUGGCAUGUUUAUUUCAUUAAUAAAUUGAUGAAUUACUCAUUCAUAAUUUUAUAUUGCACAAUGCAAAAAGUGUUGCAUUUACAACUUUUGUGGAAAUGUAUGAUGGAUCAGUGAGGUUUGCAGUAGUUAUGUGGGCAGUGGUGGACCUACAUUUU